GUGGCGAAGUGACGGAAGUGACAGUUAGUGACAGAUGACUAAAAGGUCAUUAAAUUGAUCCAGUCUAUUUUAUAAUUUUUAGAAUAUUUUUUAGAUUUCUGGGCGAUUUGGUUGAUCAUUUUCGUCCUGAAAUAAGAAGUAAAUGUAAAUAAAGCAGUUACUUAAAUAGAUUUGUUAAAAAUGGCUCGAUACGGACAAAGGCCGGAGAACGCUUUAAAACGUGCUAAUGAGUUCAUUGAAGUUGGGAAACCAGCUAGAGCUCUUGAUACUUUACAAGAAGUGUUUCGGAAUAAGAAAUGGGCUUAUAAUUGGUCAGAAUCGGUUUUAGAGCCGAUUAUGUUUAAGUACCUUGAUUUAUGUGUAGAGCUGAAAAAGUCUCAUAUUGCAAAAGAAGGAUUAUUUCAAUAUCGUAAUAUGUUCCAAUCUGUCAAUGUAAGUUCAUUAGAAAAUGUAAUAAGAGGAUAUUUACGAAUGGCUGAAGAGAAAACUGAAUCUGCACGCGAACAGUCAGCUCAAGCAGUAAUUGAUAUAGAUGAUUUAGACAACUUAGCAACACCGGAAAGUAUACUUUUAAGUGCUGUGUCUGGUGAAGAUGCUCAAGAUCGAUCAGACCGCACCAUAUUAACUCCAUGGGUUAAGUUUCUUUGGGAGUCUUAUUGUCAAUGUUUAGAGCUUCUUAGAACUAAUGCUCAUGUGGAAAAUUUGUACCACGAUAUUGCCAGAAUGGCAUUUCAGUUUUGUCUGAAAUAUAAUAGGAAAACUGAAUUCAGGAAAUUGUGCGAUAAGCUCCGGAAACAUUUGGAAGAUAUAUGUAAGUUACCUGCCCAGGUUGCUAAUGUGUCUAUGUCUAAACCAGAAACGCAACAACUAAAUUUAGAGACGAGGCUUCAUCAAUUAGAUUUUGCAAUUCAAAUGGAAUUAUGGCAAGAAGCUUACAAAGCCAUAGAAGAUAUUAACAAUUUAAUGAACUUAUCUAAGAAAAUGCCUGUUCCUAAAACUAUGGCCAAUUACUAUCAAAAACUUGCAAUGGUUUUUUGGAAAGCUGGAAAUUACCUGUUCCAUGCUGCAGCUCUGUUCAAAUUACUGCAACUGAGCAAAGAAAUGAAGAAGAAUAUUACUCAGGAAGAGCUACAGAGGAUGGCUUGCAAAGUCUUACUUGCGACUUUGUCUAUUCCAUUGCCUUCAGCCCAUCCAGAGUUUGAUAGAUUUAUUGAAACCGAUAAAUCGCCUUUAGAAAAAGCACAAAGAUUAGCCAUACUCUUAGGUUUAAUGCAACCACCUACUAGAGCAAGUCUUCUAAAGGAUUUGGUUCGUAUUAACGUAAUCAGCCUUGCAACACCACAACUUCAAGAUUUACAUAGAUGGUUAGAAGUUGAUUUCGAUCCCUUGAACUUAUGUUCACAUGUUCAUGGUAUUAUUCAACAUAUACAAGGAGAUGAAGGAAAUAUUGCACUUCAACAAUAUGUCCCAGCCCUACAAGACGUUACUUUGGUUAGACUUGUAAGACAAGCUGCUCAAGUUUAUCAAACAAUUGAAUUUUCGAGACUUUUAGAGUUGGCUAAAUUUGCAACUCCAUUUCAUCUCGAGAGACUUUUGGUUGACGCGGUUAGGCACAAUGAUAUGCAGAUCAGAAUAGAUCAUGGUAAACACUGCAUUCACUUUGGUAUUGAUUUGAGUGAAAGCCAAAGAGAAGAUAAACCUGAAGGUCCAACUCUACAAGUUAUGCCCAGCGAACAAGUUCGUAAUCAGCUUGUUAAUAUGUCAAGUGUUUUGAACCAAGCUGUUAAUGUUAUUUAUCCCAAUAAGAAGAAGACUGAAAGGGAAAGAAUUAGGAACAGCAUGGUCCAAAAUUACCAUGAAACGAAAGUUAAAGAACACCAAAAGAUUCUUCAGAGGCAUAAAAUUAUUGAGGAUAGAAAGGAAUAUAUUGAGAGGCUCAAUACGGUUCGUGAAGAGGAAGAACAAAAACGUAUUGAGGAAAUUCAAAGGCAGCAAAUGUUGGCUGAACAGAAACGCUUAGAGGAAGAGCGUCAAGAACGCGAGAGACGCCGUCACUUGAACGAAAUCCAACAAAUUAAAGAUAGGCAUCUCAAAGAGAAGUUGCACCAGAUUAGUCAAACUGGCCAUGGGCAGAAAAUCCUUAAAAAAAUGGAUGAAGAUGACAUCAAAAAACUGGAUGCCGACCAAAUUGCAGCGAAAGAAGCCGAGGUACAAAAGGAAAGACGUGAACUUCAAGCUAAAUUGAAGUCACAAGAAAAGAAAGUUGACUACUUUGAACGUGCUAAGCGUUUGGAAGAAAUUCCAUUACUUCAAGAGAGUUUGAAGGAGAGGCAGCUUCAAGAUCAAAACUUCUGGGAACAACAAGAGAAAGAAAGAAUAGCUGCCGCGAUGGAGGAGCGCAAAUUGGCCGUAGCUACGCGAGACAGAUUUGCACGCAUGAAAGCUGAUAAAGAUGAGUUUUUGGCUAAACUUAAGAAAGAAAGGAACUCCGUGUACGAAGAGAAAUUGAAAGAAUUCGAAAAACUGUUGGCGGAGGAACGGGCAAAGCGGCACGCCGAAUGCAGGGCCAAACGAAAGGAAGAAAGAAGAGCUAAAUGGCUUAAGGAGAAACAAGAGGAAGAAGAACGCAAACGCGAAGAGCAAAUAAAGCGCGAAGAACUAGAACGCAUCGCUCGAGAAGAGAGGGAACGUCAGGAACAAGAAGAACGCGAACGACAGGAAAAAGAAGAAAAGGAACGUGCCGACAGACAAAGACAAGAGAUGCUUGAUCGUGUUGCCGCGAAACAACGGGCUAGGGAAGAAGAAAUAGAUCGCAAAUUAUCGGAACAAAAGGAAAAGGAAAAGGAAAGGGAAAAACCCAGUGCGGACGUCUGGAGGAACGACAAAGAGAAAAAGCCAGACGCGGGAUCGUGGCGAUCAGACCGCGUGUCCGAUAUUAAAAACCGGUCGGACGAUCGAAGAUCUGACGACCGGAGGUCUGACGAGAAGAAGCCCGAAAUUUGGACAUCAAAACGCCGGGCUGCCGAAGAUACUUGGAGAACAGAUAACAACCGCGAACGUCCUGACGACGAUAAGGGUUAUGAAAGGGACAGUGGGCACGGACAGGAGAAAAGAGACGGACGACCUUUCGAAAGAAACAAAGACAGUGGAGGUCGUUUUGAACGCAAAGAAAACCGAGACGAUCGCAAACCUGAGGGUGGUUCGUCGUGGCGACAGGCCGCCCCUAGAUCCAACGAAGAUGCUCCGAGGCGAGGGUUGGGUCCAUCGAGAGGCGCACCAAUACGCGAGAGUGCUGGCACGCCGCGCAGAGAGGAACCUAUAAAGAGAGCCGGCGGUGACGAGAAACGUCCACCUCCAAAAGAGAAGCCGCAAGAUACGAAAACGCAAUCCGAAGAUGGCGGUGGAUGGUCUACAGUGACACAAGGACGUCGUCGUUAAUACUUUUUUAUCCACAAAUAUCUGCCUUAAUUCAAUAAACAAGUUAUGUUCUAAAUAGAUACAGAAUAUUUUUAACGUUAAUUUUUAAAUUUUUGGUGGUUAUGAAAAUAAGCAAAAAUGUAUUAGAUUGCUUUAUGUUUAUCAGUUUAUUUUAGCUACCUGAUCCAGGCAUAUAAUUUUUUAGUCCAUAUAAACAUUUCAACAAGAA
Molecule: messenger RNA, 3646 nt
Organism: Sitophilus oryzae (rice weevil)
Lineage: Eukaryota; Metazoa; Arthropoda; Insecta; Coleoptera; Curculionidae
Product: eukaryotic translation initiation factor 3 subunit A-like
Biological process (GO): translation reinitiation; formation of cytoplasmic translation initiation complex
Cellular component (GO): eukaryotic translation initiation factor 3 complex, eIF3m; multi-eIF complex; eukaryotic translation initiation factor 3 complex, eIF3e
Molecular function (GO): translation initiation factor activity; mRNA binding
Source: RefSeq, a predicted model, not a curated record